Mirounga angustirostris (Northern elephant seal) is the source of this 384-nucleotide messenger RNA. RefSeq names its product TCL1 family AKT coactivator B (gene TCL1B). Bases 1 to 384 code for a protein of 127 amino acids. The record is from RefSeq and is a predicted model, not a curated record. NCBI's taxonomy places the organism in Eukaryota, Metazoa, Chordata, Mammalia, Carnivora, Phocidae. The transcript has 3 exons. Gene Ontology annotation, biological process: positive regulation of peptidyl-serine phosphorylation. Gene Ontology annotation, molecular function: protein serine/threonine kinase activator activity.
AUGGCCUCGGGGGCUUCUCCGUGCCUUGGGGUGCCUCCGCACCGUCUGUGGGCCGUGAGGCCUGGCAUCUACGAGGACGAGAAGGGGAGGACCUGGGUGACCGUGGUCGUGCGGCUCAGUCCCUCCCAGAGAGCUCGGGGCAGGGGCUCCCCGGGCAGCACACAUGAACCCAGCAUCACAGUCCACAUGUGGCAGAUGCCAGUGCACCCCCAGAAGCCCAUGUCCCCCAGCCAGCUGACACUCUCCCAGCUGCCCCUCAUGUGGCAGCUCUACCCCGGAAGAAGGUACAGAACAAUGGACUCCAGGCUCUGGGAAGUAGUGGACCACGGCCAGAUUGCCUCCACAGAGCAGCUGAUUCUGACCCAGCUGCCGCCCGGGGAGUGA